Molecule: messenger RNA, 777 nt
Organism: Peniophora sp. CBMAI 1063
Lineage: Eukaryota; Fungi; Basidiomycota; Agaricomycetes; Russulales; Peniophoraceae
Source: the annotation of a GenBank genome assembly
AUGUCUCCCUCCAACGCUAUUGUUGUCUACGACAUCCCUGGGAAUUGUUCUGAAGACCGAGUUUGGUCGCCAAACACAAUCAAGAUACGAUAUGUAUUGAACCACAAGAAACUGCCCUAUCGCGUCGAAUGGGUCGAAUUCCCAGACUUCGCUGCCGUCGCGCAGAAGCUCGGGGCGCCUCCCACAGGAAGGGGACGGAAAGGUCCGACGUUCAGUAUCCCAUUCAUCUACGACCCUGCGACCAGCAAAUACGUUUCCAACACCAUCGACAUCGCCCGGUAUCUCGAUGCGGCCUACCCGAACACACCUCCCGUCUUUCCCGCCGGCUCGGAGUCUCUCAUCGCAGCCUUUGAUGAUCUUUGGCACGAGAAGGGCGUCCCGCCUAUGUUCCCUCUCAUGGUCCCGUUCGUUCACAGCCAGCUCAAUCCCGCAAGCCAACCGUACUUCAGGAAGACUCGGGAGGCCUUCAUGAAAAAGCCGCUCGAGGAGCUCUGCACACCUGACAACGAGCCAGCGCUUCUGGCUGCAUUCGAGAAGGCGCUUGGGCGCUUCGACGCGUACAUGGGCGACCAUUCCCCAUUUGUAAUGGGCAAAAACAUAACCUACGCUGAUGCCUCGAUGGCGGGAUGGUUGACAUGGAUGAAACGGGUCCGAGGCCCUGAGUCUCGAGCGUGGAAGGCUGUUGAGAGCUGGCAGGGUGGAAGGUGGAAGCGGCUCAUGGAGGCCUUCGCAGCUCUGGAGCAUUUUCCCGAGGGAGGGAUCGUUGCGAAGCUUUAG